This is a messenger RNA of Acomys russatus (golden spiny mouse), 3778 nucleotides long. It is a transcript of the gene Rasa3, whose product is annotated as RAS p21 protein activator 3. The transcript has 24 exons. Gene Ontology annotation, biological process: regulation of GTPase activity; negative regulation of Ras protein signal transduction; intracellular signal transduction. Gene Ontology annotation, molecular function: GTPase activator activity. NCBI's taxonomy places the organism in Eukaryota, Metazoa, Chordata, Mammalia, Rodentia, Muridae. Bases 158 to 2662 code for a protein of 834 amino acids. The record is from RefSeq and is a predicted model, not a curated record.
GCGAGGCGGUGCACCCGGGCAGAGCGCGGACCGCAGCGCGCGGGGCUCCGGGGGCAUCCGCCGCUCGGCUCCGUUUGCGGGCCUCGUCCGCUAGUCUUGUCCCCCUCCUGCGGCCGCGCUGCCGAGCCCUCGCGCGUUGGCGAGGUCGACAAGCAGCAUGGCGGUGGAGGAAGAGGGGCUGCGGGUCUUCCAGAGCGUGAGGAUCAAGAUCGGUGAAGCCAAGAACCUUCCUUCCUACCCGGGGCCAAACAAGAUGAGGGACUGCUAUUGCACCGUGAACCUGGACCAGGAGGAGGUUUUCCGGACCAAAAUUGUAGAGAAGUCACUCUGCCCCUUUUAUGGAGAGGACUUUUACUGUGAAAUCCCUCGGAGCUUUCGUCACCUGUCUUUUUACAUUUUUGAUAGAGACGUUUUCCGAAGGGAUUCCAUCAUAGGCAAGGUGGCCAUCCAGAAGGAAGACUUGCAGAGGUACCACAACAGGGACACAUGGUUCCAGCUACAGCAUGUGGAUGCUGACUCGGAGGUGCAGGGCAAGGUCCACCUGGAGCUGAGACUGAGUGAGGUCAUUACAGACUCGGGUGUUGUCUGUCACAAACUCGCUGCACGCAUCUUCGAGUGCCAGGGCCUCCCCAUUGUGAACGGGCAGUGUGACCCUUACGCCACAGUGACCUUGGCCGGACCCUUCAGGUCUGAAGCAAAGAAAACGAAGGUGAGGAAGAAAACGAACAACCCCCAGUUCGAUGAGGUGUUUUACUUCGAGGUGACCAAACCCUGCAACUCCAACAGAAGGUCCCACUUUGACUUUGAGGAGGAAGACAUAGACAAACUCGAAAUUCGAGUUGACCUCUGGAAUGCCAGCAACCUGAAGUUUGGGGACGAGUUUCUUGGGGAGCUGAGGAUCCCCCUGAAGGUGCUGCGACACUCCAGCUCUUACGAAGCCUGGUACUUCCUCCAGCCCCGAGACAAUGGCAGCAAGAGCCUGAAGCCAGAUGACUUGGGGUCACUGAGGCUAAACGUAGUUUACACAGAAGACCACGUCUUCUCCUCAGAGUACUACAGCCCACUGCGGGACCUCCUGCUGAGGUCUGCAGAUGUGGAGCCUGUCUCAGCCUCAGCUGCUCACAUCCUGGGGGAGGUCUGCCGAGACAAGCAGGAGGCGGCCAUCCCGCUGGUACGGCUCCUGCUGCACUAUGGCAGGGUAGUGCCCUUCAUCAGUGCAAUCGCCAGUGCAGAGGUGAAGAGGACCCAGGACCCCAAUACCAUCUUCCGAGGAAACUCCCUGACGUCUAAGUGCAUCGAUGAGACGAUGAAGCUGGCGGGCAUGCACUACCUCCAUGUGACCCUGAAGCCCGCCAUCGAGGAGAUCUGCCAGAGCCACAAGUCCUGUGAAAUCGACCCCGUGAAGCUGAAGGAUGGGGAAAACCUUGAAAACAACAUGGAGAGCCUGAGGCAGUAUGUGGAUCGCAUCUUCACCGUCAUCACUAAGUCCGGGGUGAGCUGUCCCACUGUCAUGUGUGACAUCUUCUUUUCCCUGCGAGAGGCAGCCGCCAAGCGCUUCCAAGAUGACUUGGAUGUGAGGUACACUGCUGUGAGCAGCUUCAUCUUCCUGAGGUUCUUCGCUCCUGCCAUCCUGUCCCCGAACCUUUUCCAGCUGACACCCCACCACACGGAUCCACAGACUUCUAGAACUCUGACACUUAUCUCAAAAACGAUCCAGACUCUCGGGAGCUUGUCCAAGUCCAAGUCUGCCAGCUUUAAGGAGUCAUACAUGGCAACGUUCUAUGAGUUCUUCAACGAGCAGAAGUACGCAGACGCUGUAAAGAAUUUCCUGGAUUUGAUUUCAUCCUCGGGGAGAAGGGACCCCAAGAGCAUAGAGCAGCCCAUCCUGCUUAAAGAAGGCUUCAUGAUCAAGCGGGCCCAAGGAAGGAAACGGUUUGGAAUGAAGAACUUUAAAAAGAGGUGGUUCCGGCUGACGAACCACGAGUUCACCUACCAGAAAAGCAAAGGUGACCAGCCCCUCUGCAGCAUCCCCAUCGAGAACAUCUUGGCUGUGGAGAGGCUAGAGGAGGAGUCCUUCCGAAUGAAAAACAUGUUCCAGGUUAUCCAGCCAGAGCGUGCACUGUACAUCCAGGCCAACAACUGUGUGGAGGCCAAGGACUGGAUCGACAUUCUCACCAAAGUGAGUCAGUGCAACCAGAAACGCCUCACCACGUACCAUCCGUCUGCCUACCUGAAUGGCCACUGGCUUUGCUGCAGGGCCUCCUCAGACACGGCUGCUGGCUGCUCUCCCUGCACUGGGGGGCUCCCAGCAAACAUCCAGCUGGACAUUGAUGGGGACCGUGAAACAGAGCGCAUCUACUCUCUCUUUAACCUGUACAUGGGCAAGCUGGAAAAGAUGCAGGAGGCCUGUGGCAGCAAGUCUGUGUACGACGGCCCUGAGCAGGAAGAAUACUCGACGUUCGUCAUCGAUGACCCCCAGGAGACCUACAAGACGCUGAAGCAGGUCAUCGCUGGGGUGGGGACCCUCGAGCAGGAACACGCACAAUACAGGAGGGACAAGUUCAAGAAGACGAGAUACGGGAGCCAGGAGCACCCUAUUGGAGACAAGAGCUUCCAGAACUACAUCAGGCAGCAGUCUGAGAUCUCCACCCAUUCCAUUUAAGGCCGCAGCACCUCCCAGAAUGGGGCUGUUGAGCCAUGCCAGGAAACCAACGACCUUUAAAAGCAGACACAAAAAGACAGAACACAUACGUGGAGAGGAGCCACAUUUGCCCAUCCACACAGGUCCUACCAAACUGGUGGGGCCACUGGGGGCCAAGCAUGCUCUUCCUCUGCAGGGACUGUCGCCUGGGCUGUGCACUCUCCUUGGUUGCCAGCACGGGUGACCCGAGCCACUCUGGAAUGUAUGAUCAUUUGGUUUUUUUUUUUUUGUUUUUUUUUUACUACUUUGGUUUUAUGGGGAUCCAGGGAUCUGUUAAAUAUUAGGAAGUGUGGACUUUGUUGAAACCUGUUUCCACGUAGCCCAGUUCCUCUUCACGGAGGCAUGGCUGGCUUAUUCAUGGUGACGCGCACCUUCUGCAGUGUGCACUGUCUCCUGUUUGUUGCCUGCUGGCCUCUGUGUCUACACACACAUUGUGGUCUGGUCCUAGCCCUAGCAUUGUACUUACUCCUGGUGUUUCUACUUGACCCCUGUCUGGGGUGUUAGAAGCAGUAUUUUCCUGGCAGGCAGCUUUUCUCCUUGGCUUAUGCUGGUCUGUUCCCGGCUAUAGGGUCUUUUGGUGCCUGGGAUGGUCAGGAUGGUGCAGGAGGCCUUUGAUCUUUGGGAGCACAGGGUCCUUUAUUUUUCAGAGUCCCUGUGAGCCCAGCCUUCUCUGGGUGACCAUCACCCCUCAGUUUGAACACAGGUAUGGAUGUCAGGUGAGGUUUUAAACUAGCUUGCUACCUUGGUGAAAGUUUGGCAACAAUUUUUAAAAUGUGCAUUUUCCAAGCUGUUUCUCUUAAUGUUUUUAAAGGGUUGUUUCUAAAUAGCAUUUUGAUACAAAGCAGUUGGGGACAUCAACACCUAUACACACUAAAGGGGAAUAUCACAGGGACACCCAAAGGGAACAGUAUUGAUUUCUCACAAAGCCAAAGGGCCCUCAGGGAUGGAGCCCUAUGCUGGAGGCUGCACCGUCAGCAAUAAAGGCCAAACGUGGUAUUUCGCACACCUAUGUCUCUAAGCCCAACAAGAUGCGUGUGGCAGUGUUUGGAGCCAUUUUGAUUGGGAUGGGAGGGUGCU